Brassicogethes aeneus is the source of this 1470-nucleotide messenger RNA. The record is from the annotation of a GenBank genome assembly. Lineage: Eukaryota; Metazoa; Arthropoda; Insecta; Coleoptera; Nitidulidae.
AUGGGUUGCUGUACACAAAAAUGUCAGCAAAUAUCAACAUUUACCAUAGCUGCCAUCCUAUUGGGUGUUGGUAUAUCUAUGGCAAUAUUAUGGAAUAAUAUAUUUAUAAAUAUAAGAAAUAAGCAAUUAUCAGUGGCUCAUGAUACACAAGGCUUUAAAAUGUGGAAAGAAACUCCCAUUCCAAUGUAUAUGGAGUUUUACUUAUUCAACUGGACAAAUGCUAAUGAAUUUAUGAAUAAUAAAUGGCCUACAAAGCCCAAUUUUCAAGAAUGCGGCCCCUAUACAUACUCAGAACACCACAUAAGGGAACAGCUGACUUUUAACGAGAAUGAUACUAUUACUUAUAAAACAAGAAAGAUUUGGAAAUUUUUGCCUGAAAAAUCCAAAGGGAAGCUGGAUGAUAAAAUCACCACAAUCAAUACUAUUUUAGCUUCAGUGGCGGAUACGGUAAAAGACAAAAACAUCAUAGUCCAAGAAGGUAUUAAUUUUUUCAUUAAGGAAAAAUCCGAGCCUUUUAUUUUGACAAGGACAGCAGAAGAAUUUUUAUUUAAAGGAUAUGAUGAUCCUUUCAUUGAGUUAGCCCAUAAACUACACAUCAAAGGGUUGGAUAUCCCCUUUGACAAAUUUGGAUGGUUCUAUGAUAGAAACAAUAGUGUGGAUUAUGAUGGUGUUUUAAACAUGUACAGUGGCGUGGAGGACAUAAAUAAGUUGGGUAGGAUGCACAGUUGGAACUAUAAAAGUCAAUUGGACUAUUAUCCGGGUGAAUGCGGAAGAGUACGCGGUACCAGUGGUGAAUUAUGGUACCCACCUCUUGAUAACGAAGUUUUAGAAGUUUUCUCACCUGAUAUCUGCGGUACGGUUAAAAUUCGAAAAAAUGGUACCAUCCUGCAUUAUGGCAUCAAGGGUAACAAAUAUGUGGCAGCACCGGAAAUUUUCGACUAUACUGAGCCACAAAACCAGUGUUACCUGCCAAAAGGGGUUCAUUUGGAUAAUGGUGUUAGAAGUGUGCAAAAAUGCAAGUUUAACGCGCCAGCCUACGUCUCUUUCCCGCAUUUUUACUCAGCCGACCCUUCGUACUAUGCGGGUAUAACCGGUAUGAAACCGGACCCUGCGGAACACCACUUCUAUUUAGCACUUGAACCCAUAACAGGGCUUCCCUUGAAAGUCCACGCUGCGCUGCAAGUCAACAUUCUACUGCAAAACGUCAAAGGGAUUGAUGUUUUGAAAAACGUCAAAAGUACAUAUUUCCCGAUGUUGUGGUUCAAACAAACAGCUGAAUUGACUGAAGAGUUAUCAUCCCUUGGUAAAUUGUUGCUUAUCAUGCCUUCAGCUGGUACUUACACUGCAUAUGGUAUGAUAGCUUUUGGAGCGUUGUUAUUAACCAUAGGUUUUUAUUUGAUGUUCAAAAAAGGCUGGAAGACAAUCCACGAUGAAGAACAACUGUUGAAUCAGCAGCAAACCUUUAACUAG